AUGCGGAGGUCAGCCUUCUGUGCUCAGCGCGACGCGCAAAACCGAGGCGGUAGUACGCACAGCAGCACCAGCAACAACAACAACGGUGCUAAGUCGAGUCCAGGCGCCGCUGCUGCAGCCUCGCUGAAUGUGUGGACAGGCACUCGUCUCCUCGACUCCACUGCGCAGAUACUCGCAGCGCAGCCGGCAGACCCGCUGCGUGUGCUGAGCGUUCGCUUCUCUACUGAAGCCGUCCUGACCGCUACUUACCCCACAACGUCUGCGCCGACGGGGGAAAGAAAGUUGGAGGCGGAAGCGGGUCGCGUGAUCGGCGCACCGUCGGCACCGGGGGCAGUGAAGUCUACCGCGUACAAUAAUGGUUCAGAAAACCCGAACCUGUCGCUCGUCACGAACGGCCGUAACGCGUCCGUACCUCCAGUGGAGCACCUGAUAGAGCAAACCUGGGUAAGGCAGCGCCUGCAACCGUACGGCCUGCACGCAGUGGCGCGGUGUGCGUGUGCGUGUCCGCCGCUGCGCCCCCCGCCUGCCGCCCCGAGUCGCUUUGCAGUAAGCACGUCACCAGUGGGCAGUGCGGAAGGCCUCGAUACCGCUACCGCCAGAGCUGCGUACGCCACGUCGUCACCUCUACUUCCGCAGUGGAUGGACAUGUUUGCCUUGCUGCAUCGACAGAGUCGCAUGUCCUAUGUUGAACUCGCUGCCGAAGCCAAGCACUGGGACGCCCGAUCAUGCAGUGCAGCUGUUAUGCCGCCAGUCGACUACAGCGCCGCUGAAGAGAUUCCUGCCUCGGCAGUGCUUCUAUGUGUGAUGGCGGUCAUUGAAGAGCACCUGCGCCGUGCAGAGUGUGGCGGGAGAACAAGUGGUGCUGAGAGGCCGCCUCGGCUGUGCCGCCGCCUCCAAAUCUCAGUGAAGCUGCUGGCGCUGCAGCUCCUGGCAGCCUUCAUGGAUCUCCAGCACAACGUCGAGAGCACCCAGUGUAGCAGCAACAGCAGCAGCGCGAGUGCUUUAGAUCCAAAACAAGAGGACGAAGUCCAGGAGAGCAACCACGAUGACAGCAACACCAUAACAGGGGACACUGGUGUCUGUCACAUCACACACGGCGUUUAUCUCCUGACCGCCCAUCAGCUUGAUGAACUUCAUCACUGGCUGCACUGCUGUUUGCGGGAGAUGAUCAUUUCGCCCCUCUCACCGCAUACGGCCGGCACAACCGCCGUGGAUGGAAGAGACGGCUGUGGCACCAGGAGCGGUGAGGCAGACGAUCUCGAUGCCGGGUCACCGCUGGAAGCCCUUAAGUCACGGGCCACAGCUUACUUGACCCGCGUUCUCGGGAGCCCUGCGCAUGGCAUGGCAGCGCCGGCGAGCAUGAUGGGCGUGGUGUCUCUGGACACUUUCGUUGCCUUCAUGGAGCGCCUGGCCGCCGUUGUUGUGGCACAUCAGCAAACAGCAGUAUCAAUGGCGAUCGCCCUCUCUGCUCGGUUGCCACCGACAGCCACGGCCUCAGCAGGAGAGGCACAACUACCAGCAUGGGUAAUAGAACAUGUCAGCAAGUGUGCUGAUGCCGUUGUGCAACAACAGACGGUUCUGCAAGAUGACUCGAUACCGGAUCCAAUCACCUCUACGGUGCCGCUGGCGUGGAGGGUGUACGUCAACCAGAUCUCGGAGCUUCUGGAACCCUUCCAGCGCGAUCUUCUGGCGCACGUGUGUCGAGAACAGCAAGAAGAGAAAAACCACCGUGGCACCUUGAAUGAUGGCAUCCUGUGCAAACUCCAACGACGGCUCCUGUCAUGGGCGACAGAGGCGGUGCACCGCCAUGCCCAGGCUCAGAAAAGGCUCACACCAGACGACUUUUCUCCCGCAGUGGUGGCAGCUGAGGUGGUUGGUGUGUGGGUGUCGCAUGUAUUCGAAGCCUACACCGUCACCCUCUAUCCGAAUUGA
This is a messenger RNA of Leishmania major strain Friedlin, 1932 nucleotides long. RefSeq lists its product as hypothetical. The transcript has a single exon. The coding region runs from base 1 to 1932 and encodes 643 amino acids. Lineage: Eukaryota; Euglenozoa; Kinetoplastea; Trypanosomatida; Trypanosomatidae. The record is from RefSeq and is a predicted model, not a curated record.